GUUAAAAAGGCAGUUUAAAAAUCGAUUGCAGUCGACAACGAUGCUUUUGCACUUCUAGCGGAUGGUGAACAGCAGUGUUUGUGUUAUUAAGGUUCUACUGUACAUUAAAAACAUUUUUGGCUUGGCGUCAAAAUUAUUGGAAAAAAAUUAUUGGAGCAAAAUGUCGAUGGCCGAAACGCUGGACUAUCUCAUACUGGGCAAUCCCGUCAGCCAGCUGAUCAUCUCAUCGGCAAAUGCCUUUCUGCAGACCAUCGGCUUGCAUCAUAGGACGGUGAAGUGUCCCUACGAGGAUGCCAUCCUGAUCUUCCAACCCUCCUCGCAUUCCUUUGUGCGUUCGCAUAGCUCACUGUACUGCCUCGCCGGAUGCCAUUAUCAUUUCGUGCGGCUGGCGGGGAUCGGCGGAGCCUCGGCCAUCUUCAUGGGCGCCUACUGCAAGUACGUCCUGCGGGAUCUCGACAGCGUACGGGAGCAGCUGGACUCGCAGGCCUACGCCGAUGUGGCCAAUCGCAUCCACUUCCUGCACUCCUUCGCUUUGAUGGCCAUGCCCCUGGCCCACAAUCCCUUCCUCACCGGAUCGCUAAUGAUCACGGGCACCCUGCUCUUCAGCGGUUCCAUGUACUAUCGCGCCCUCACCGGCGAGAAGUGGAUGCAACCAUAUGCGACCAUCGGGGGAUUCUGCCUCAUGGGCGCCUGGCUAUCGUUGGUGCUGUAG
Molecule: messenger RNA, 712 nt
Organism: Drosophila takahashii
Lineage: Eukaryota; Metazoa; Arthropoda; Insecta; Diptera; Drosophilidae
Product: transmembrane protein 256
Cellular component (GO): membrane
Source: RefSeq, a predicted model, not a curated record